Messenger RNA from Populus trichocarpa (black cottonwood), 3219 nucleotides. RefSeq lists its product as uncharacterized. The record is from RefSeq and is a predicted model, not a curated record. NCBI's taxonomy places the organism in Eukaryota, Viridiplantae, Streptophyta, Magnoliopsida, Malpighiales, Salicaceae. The transcript is spliced from 11 exons. Gene Ontology annotation, cellular component: membrane. Gene Ontology annotation, molecular function: serine-type endopeptidase activity. Bases 331 to 2826 code for a protein of 831 amino acids.
AACUGGCGUUUUCAAUUUUCCUCUCGUCAUUGCUUGCGUUCCCUUCACCAUACCCCCCUCCCCUCUCUCCCGAGCCUCUCUCUCAGAGCUCAGGGUCUCCAUCUCCUCCCAUUGCCAAACCCUAAUCCUCCGAUUCGAAUCUCAAUCACGCUCAAUUUUGACCUCACAACCUAGCUCAGCCUCUCAAUUCGUAAUUUACAUCUCCAGUUCACUGAUUUUUUCGGUAGAAAUGUUGUCUAUUUCUUGCUAGGCUUACCUAGAUCAUCAACCCUCUUAGUACCCGAAGUCACUAUUUACCAAAUCUUUAUCUUGUUAUUCGAAAUUGCUUGUAUGGCGAUCAGAGUUACCUUUUCUUUCUCCGGCUACGUUGCCCAAAACCUGGGUGUUCGUGUCGGUAACUGUCGGUAUCUCAACGAAUGUUUUAUCCGGUCACGGAUAUUUGCUUCACCAGCAACAACCACCACAACACACAAUUCUGAUAUUGAACCCCCUGGCCCGAGAACGGGAACAGAUUUUCGCCGCCGAAACCUGAAGAGGAAUUAUAGUAAUUCGGCGGCGAUGUAUAGUACGAUGGCUGGUGAGAUUUUUGGAGAUAAUUGUAAAGGGAGUGCGAUUGCGGUUGGAUUAGUUUCUCUAAUGAAGUCAACGGCUGGGGUUUCUUGUUCUAACAUGGGUGCUUGUGGAAUUUCACCAUUUAAAGCCGUCUCGAUCCUUCCGUUCUUGCAAGGAUCGAGGUGGCUUCCGUGUAAUGAGGCGGUUCUGGGAUCGAGGAGUCCUGAGGUGGAUAGAGGAGGGACAGGGACAGUGAAGUCUGUGGAGAAGGUGAGUGAGAGCAAGAGCAGUACUAGUGUGAGCUUCCAGAUUAAUGGGAAGGAGUUUGAGAGGACAGGAAGUUGGUUUUCAAGGGUUUUUAAUGUUUGCUCGGAGGAUGCCAAGGCUAUGUUUACUGCUGCUACUGUUAGUUUGUUGUUCAGGUCCACCUUGGCCGAGCCUCGAUCCAUUCCUUCAAGUUCUAUGUCUCCUACUUUGGACGUGGGCGACCGUAUUUUAGCAGAGAAGGUUUCAUACGUUUUCAGAAAGCCUGAAGUCUCAGAUAUAGUCAUUUUUAAAGCUCCUCCAAUCUUGCAGGAGUUUGGUUUCAGUUCAGGCGAUGUAUUCAUAAAGCGAAUUGUGGCAAAGGCUGGAGACUAUGUUGAAGUUCGAGAGGGCAAAUUAUAUGUGAACGGUGUUGUUCAAGAUGAAGAAUUCAUCAAGGAGCCACUUGCUUAUGAGAUGGAAUUAGUGCUUGUCCCUGAAGGUUAUGUCUUUGUGAUGGGGGACAAUCGUAAUAAUAGUUUUGACUCUCACAACUGGGGCCCGCUUCCUAUCAAGAACAUUGUUGGUAGGUCAGUAUUUCGCUACUGGCCUCCCUCCAAAGUAUCCGACACCAUAUACGAUCCACACGUGGCAAAGAAUGCAAUCUAUGAUGGAUCAUCAUCUCAUCCAUCUGUUCGUUUCUUUGUUGAUGACCUAACUGUGGCUUAUGACACAUUCUUUCUUCAAUGCACCAAGCGACCUGCAUGGAUUUCUGCAACUAUUGCUGUGCCCAUUUCAGUGCGUAGAAGAAGAAGAAGAAGAAAAAAAAACCCGAUGAGUGGCCUUCGUCGUCGUCGUUUCCCCUCCCCUCUCCUCUCUUUACUCAUCUUCCAAAUUCUACCAUUAACUAUAUCAUUUACUCCUAAUCACCUUAAUGACAACAACACUCAAUUCCUUAAGGACGUUUUGAAGGAGAUAUCGGUGAAGCAAGAUUGGGAUUUGGAGGGAAUUGAGAUUUCGAAGCUGGAAGUGAGUAAAGUUAGGAUUUUUAGUUCUCAGAGAUAUGAGUUUAAGAUCCGAGUUGGUAAAAGUUACAUGCUACUUAAAUUCCCUGAUGAAAUAGAUUCUCGGAAGAAGUUGAGCAAACCAAAAUCAAGUAUUGAUUUUGGAGACUUAAUUAAAGAAUUCGGUUCCGUGCCUGUACUUGACACUUUGAAACUCCAAGGCCCUUUUGAUUUGUGGGUCAGUGGCCAUGACAAUUUCUCUCUGCUAUUGCCGAUGAAUGCUUCAUAUGGUGGUCUGAAACGAAUAAUAGUGGGAGAAGGAAUCUCUGUAGAAGUGAAAGGAGCUAAAGAGGUUUCUCUUUUUCAAGAUUUUGAUCUUAGUUUGGCUUUGAAUGGAAGUGAUAUUAAUAAUAAUAAGGGGGGAAAUGGUUUCUACCCUUUCGGGGAUUCGAUCUGCCCGCCGUUAUUACCUAUAAGAAUUAUUGGAUCUGCAUCGCUUGUUGCCAACAAGAAUUGGGACCCUGAUGCUGAAAUUGAAACGAGAUUGUUAUCAAAGAAGACUAUCGAGUUGGUAUCUGAUAAGUGUUACGAUAGGAAUGUGUACAAGAUUCGGGCUAGCACCAUGCACUUUUUAAGUUCCAGUAUUGCUAGGCUGGAAGAAGUUUUGAGAAGUUUUCUUGGUGACAGAAUUACUCGAAAUGGAUUGUCGAGCUUUCUUAGAGCAACUGCUAAAGCAUCAACACUGAUUCGUUUUCAAUUAGAACUGGAGAAGAGUUUCGGGAGCAACGAGACUGCUCAAGAAGUGUUUGCAGAGUGGAGAACGAGGCCUACUGUUGAACGGGUUUGGUUUGAGGUAAUAGCAAGAGUUGAGGGUGAGAAGCUAAAACCCGUAAUUGUUAAGAAGGUUAGACCUUUUAUUGCUGUUGAUUCUGCAUCUUGGAGUAAUUUAAUGUCUAAUAUUUCCUUCACAAAUUUCCCAUCUGUUCUUUUACCUCCUGAGGCUCUAACACUGGAUGUGAAAUGGUAGGACAGAACUUUUGUAAAUAGUGUAAUUUUAGAAUGUUUACAUAACAAAGCAACGAGCUGUUAUUUGUGCUUUGCCACUUACUGGACAGUUGCUGUAAUUGAUAAAGGAGCUUCAAUUGAUGAUGUGAAUAGGAUCACCAACGUCCAGUUUUUGCACAAACCGCUUCAUUUUGCAGUCCGGGCUUUGAAUCAGUGCAGUGUUGCCGUUAUUUUGCUUUGGCUUUGUGAUUGUGGCUUUUAGGAGAAUGCCCUUGCCUGUACUGUUGUAUACCAUGGAAAGUUAUGUCUUACGAUGAUUGCUCAACACUCUGAGAAUUUUAUUGCUUUGUGUAGAAGAGUAAUCUUUAAUUUCUUAUAGGAAAUAAUAAUUGCCGGAAUGCUACUCUAGUUCCUA